AUGUCAGUAUCAUCAAUUGUUCGUCCAUCGAUAUCUAGUGUUGCAGGUGUUUCACCGAGUACUGAUCUUAGUCGUCCGUCAAUUCAACUUUUUCAUCCUCCUCGUCUAAGUACUACAUCACAACAACAUCUAAAUAACGGUUGUUUACCAUCGUCUACACUUGGACGAUUAUCACAAGCUGAAGUUCUCUCUCAAACAUUUACAGUAGGCGGUCAUCAUUCAUCAAAUACAAAUUUAAAAUGUAGUGAAAUAUUACGAUUAAAAUUAAAAUAUUAUUUAUUAACACUAACAUUAACGAUUCUUUUAGCAUUUUUAUUAAUAAUCACAAUUGAAUUAUCAAUGCAAGUAUUUCAUUUUAAUCCAACUACUACCAUCAUUACAAAUACGACAAUAAAUAAAACUAUUUAUAAAACUGAACUAAAAAUUCAUUCAUAUUUCUUUUGUACAUGGAUAUUUAAUUUUCUUUUAUUAUCAUGUUUUCCAUUACAAAUAACUAUCUAUAAAUAUUGUGUGUCAAAAACAACUACGACAACAAUUAGGUAA
Didymodactylos carnosus is the source of this 543-nucleotide messenger RNA. The record is from the annotation of a GenBank genome assembly. Lineage: Eukaryota; Metazoa; Rotifera; Eurotatoria; Philodinida; Philodinidae.